Messenger RNA from Amphibalanus amphitrite, 2579 nucleotides. Its product is annotated as tyrosine--tRNA ligase, mitochondrial-like. Gene Ontology annotation, biological process: tyrosyl-tRNA aminoacylation. NCBI's taxonomy places the organism in Eukaryota, Metazoa, Arthropoda, Thecostraca, Balanomorpha, Balanidae. Bases 200 to 1621 code for a protein of 473 amino acids. The transcript is spliced from 11 exons. Gene Ontology annotation, molecular function: ATP binding; RNA binding; tyrosine-tRNA ligase activity. Gene Ontology annotation, cellular component: mitochondrion; cytosol. The record is from RefSeq and is a predicted model, not a curated record.
AGGCAUCAAGCUGCAAGGCUCAAAAACUUGCUCGAAGGGGUGACGCGACGAUGGAUGAGCCGUUUUGUUCUGGGUUAAAUUAAAAGCAAUUAUUCUUCCUUGUCGCCAGUACUUCGGAAUGAUAGAUGAUUGAUCAGUGUGUGCCUUUAUUACCGAUUUGAAUCAAUUUUGUCUGCUAUCUACUUGUUAGUUAGGAAGCAUGUUGCGCUUGCUGCUGAGGUUGGGUCCGAGGUCAACUCUGCGGAGCUGUGCUGCUUCCUGUUCCAUUCAUGGCAGCAACACCAUAAUCAGAGCAUACUCCACAAGAAGUCUCAGACACCUCCAAGAGAGGGGACUGCUGUCUGAAAUAUUUCCAGAUGACGGCCGACUGCAGGACGUGCUAAACUCGUCAGAGCAGUGCUUCUACAGUGGCUUCGACCCCACGGCUGACUCCCUGCAUGUGGGAAACCUGCUUGUUCUGGUGGCCCUGCUGCACUGCCAGAGGGCAGGACAUGAUGUCAUUGCUGUGAUAGGUGGCGCCACGGGUCAGAUCGGCGACCCCAGCGGACGGCGGACCGAGCGCUCCCCGAUGGAGGUCGAGACCGUGGAAAAGAACGCCUCGGCCAUCGAGGAGAACCUGCGCCGCGUGUUCUCCAACCACGAGCGGUACUUUUGGCGAGAGCGUGGCGAAACGGACCCUCUGCCGCCUCUGAGGGUAUUGAACAACAUGGAGUGGUACUCGCAGUAUUCGCUGGUGGAUUUUCUCGCCAUCAUCGGACGCAGGUUUCGGAUGUCCAACAUGCUGUCUCGGGCGUCGGUCCAGUCGCGCCUUCAGAGCCCUGACGGCAUGAGCUUCACCGAGUUCACCUACCAGGUGUUCCAGGCGUAUGACUGGCUCUACCUGUGGCGGCGGCACGGCUGCGCCUUCCAGGUGGGCGGCGCCGACCAGCGGGGUAACAUGGUCUCCGGCUACGAGCUCAUUACCGGCACCACCGACGAGGAGGUCGACGUGUUUGGUCUGUCGGUGCCCCUCAUCACGUCAGAGGAGGGCGCCAAGCUGGGGAAGUCGGCCGGCAACACGGUGUGGCUGGACCCGCAGCGCACCUCGCCGUUCGACCUGUACCAGUACUUUGUGCGCCGACCCGACGGCGAGGCGGAGCGACUGCUGCUGCUGUUUACGUUCUACCCGCCGGCCCAGGUGGCGGCCAUCAUGGAAAAACAUCACGAGAAGCCGGAGUCUCGUCACGCGCAGAAAAAGCUGGCUGAGAGUGUCACCACUCUGGUACACGGGGGGGAGGGGCUGCGCUCGGCCAAGCGCGUCACCAACGCCAUCUAUUCGCGGGAUCCGGAAGCUCUAGUGUCGCUGGCGGACGCUGAGCUGCGCUCCAUGUUUCGCCACUCGCCGGUCGCCGAUCUAUCUCUGCGGUCGGGAAUGACCACACUAGACCUGGCGAUGGCUGCAAAGUGCUUUAGGAGGGAAGCGGACGCGGCGCGAAUUAUAAGUGCGGGCGGCUUCCACAUCAACCAGCGCCGAGUCACGUCCGCCGAGGAGGUGGUGUCGGCCGAUAGUCACGUGCUGCCCAGCGGCCUAACGCUGCUGAGAGUCGGAAAGAAGAACUACUAUAUCGUCAAAUGGGUGUAAAGAACUGACGACAAUACUAAGAAGAGUCACCGCUCGUGUAUCGGAUAACGCCACGGCGUUUCGGAUUAUCGUGACACGGAGGGCAGUUUGUUGAUCUCGAUAUGAAGCCGCUGUCCUCAGAAAGGCCAUGAAAUGCUCCGAGGAAUGUGUACACUGUACGUACUGUUCAGGCAUCGGUAGGAUUGUGAUUGCAGGAUUGCAAAAUCCUGAUUGCAUUCCUUUUUGGUGGAUUGCACCUGGAUUUGAAAUCCAUUCCAAAAAACAGGAUUUGAUUGCAGAUUGGAUUGCAUCAUGCUUCCAAUUUUUGCAAUCCAAUCCGGAUUGUGUUUGAUUAGUGCUUUGAAAUGGUUUGUUGCGAUUGAAAAUUAUGAGAUCGGCUUCAUCGGCUUCAUGUACUUUGCUAUCAAGGGCUUUAGGUACAUCGAAACUUGAAAUAAUUUAAACGCUUUUAAUUUAAACGCUCAAAAUAAUAUGCGCUGAUGAACUACAUAGGAAGGGCAAAAUUACGUAUUUGAGGGCGAGUUUUAAAAAUAUAAAACACUGGUUGGGUAGAGGUUUAAAUGUGGGGGUGUUUGAGGCAAAAAAAAAAUAUUUCCCAUAAAAUACCUGUGCCUUAGAUAGGAAUUACUCGCAAGACUAGGUACUAGAAAUGGGUGAUUUGGGGAUGGAGGCACGGCCCUAUGCCCCCCCCCCUCCCCCAGAUCCACUAGUGCACAUAAUAAUACAACAGGAUUGCAAAAAAGGAUUGCGGAUUUGAUCACAAUCCAAGUGAAAAAAGGGGAUUGCGGGUAGGAAUGCAAUCCACUUCGGCACUAGGAAUGUGGAUUGGGAAUGCAAUCCUUUCAAAAAGGAUUUUACCGAUGCCUGGUACUGUUUUUAUCAACAGUUACAGCAUGUUUUGAACGUGUGUGUGUCUGUGAUUGUGCGGACUUGCUGAAAUGCAAUCGGUGACUUCUAG